Messenger RNA from Colletotrichum lupini, 237 nucleotides. RefSeq lists its product as uncharacterized. NCBI's taxonomy places the organism in Eukaryota, Fungi, Ascomycota, Sordariomycetes, Glomerellales, Glomerellaceae. Bases 1 to 237 code for a protein of 78 amino acids. The record is from RefSeq and is a predicted model, not a curated record. The transcript has a single exon.
AUGACGCAGAACCCCUAUCAAACCAUGGACGCAAGUCAGAUUUGCACAUUACCUCUUUUCGCAGCAUCACUUAUCGAUGCUCAUCCCACUCUCGUCAGCCAUCGCCGGCGGCCCGUCCACAUGAUGAGCCUGCAGACGACAAACCAAAGCGGAGAGACGAACGAACCCUUCCCCAUCCUCCUUCCCGCGCGGCGCGGACGGGAGGUCUCAACCGAGCCUUGCUACGACACUGCGUAA